Messenger RNA from Conger conger (European conger), 2865 nucleotides. RefSeq lists its product as uncharacterized. The coding region runs from base 98 to 1669 and encodes 523 amino acids. Lineage: Eukaryota; Metazoa; Chordata; Actinopteri; Anguilliformes; Congridae. The record is from RefSeq and is a predicted model, not a curated record. The transcript has 11 exons.
AUAGCCUGUAGUGCGCAGACUCGAGCGAAAGCGUCCAGUUGCUUGGUUACGAAAAAGUUCUCCCGGGUGUAACUAGCUAGAUUUCUAAACAUUACAGAUGAGGUAUGGUCCUUUUAGUGUGGGCGGCUGCCCCAGUGAGAUUCUGGAUGAGACCCACUGCUUUUGGGUCAUGUGCCCACAUCCCGGCUGCUGGGAGGCGGCACAGCGUGUGGCCAGAGGCGUCGCGAGACGCAGACAGUCCAGAACACCUGUCAGGAGUAAGGCUCUUUUACAAGAAGAGUUUCCUACUCUUAACAUUGUGAAUGUGUCAGAGUGGGCAAAAACCAGAAAGCCUCCAAAGAAAAAGAUGCUUUCCAGAGCAUUUAAUUCAGAGAACUGUCACUCAGUCACCUCCCAAUCCCAACUCUGCAGCCAAUCCCAGAAUUUCCUGAAGGACUCUAAUGUAAGAUUGGAGAGUCUGAAGGACCUUCACUUUCCUGAUCUUACCUCUGCUGCUAAGAUCCCCCACUCCACCACUUACAAGUGCAACAAGGAUGUUAAGCUAAGCCUGGCCCAAAUCAGCCCUUUAGAGGGUUCUUCUGGAGCCUUGUGUGGCAGUGUCUCCAUGGUGGUGUGGAUCCCCAACCCCAACCGCAUCUCCCGCGGGCCCUCUCACAGCAGACGGAAAUCUCCGAACAUCGCUGUGAGAGACCUCGCUUGCGUUCCUUCCUCCCAUUCGUAUGACGUCCCGAAACCGAACAGAAAGAAAUCCAUAAAUGUUAAGAAGACUGAACACCUCCAGCUGACAUCAGCCAAUGGGAGGCCACCUGCCUCUGGUCACAUGGUUUCUCAGAUAGCACUCGACACAUCAGACACUGACCUCGCAGAAUCAGCCGUCACAGCUGAACCUGUGCUCGCCCCUGGUGGGAUCCGGGGGGUCCUGCAGCCGGAGCCUGCGUCUGAAGCCCCCCCUGGCCCCCAUCCCAGCCCAGCGAGCAGGGAGCCCAGCGCCUGCCUCAGGAACAAGCCAGCAGCUGUCCACAGCGACAGGGAGAGAGGGCCGAGGAGAGAGCCCGGCCCGCACGCCCUGACCCACCGUGCCCAAUACAGGCUGGACAGCGCGAAUGGGGCUGAAGGAAUCGAUUGGCUGAGACUCAGGAGUCAGGCGUAUCUUUGGAAGAAGCACAACCAACGGCAGAGCUGCGACAAAGACAAGUCCGCCUUGGCACCGCCCAAGCCCCACCACCUCUCUAAAGCCACGCUACACCACCACCACAGGGGUUCACUGGAAAUAGGCCCUGCAGUGUGCGGCUGUGUGGAGUGUGUGGAGGAGACGUGGGGGUGUGGGGCGGGGGGCUUUCCCACACUCAGUCAGAGCUCCGAGCUGAUGCACCACACUGCUUUACGCCAGCCCUUAGACACAGGCCACAUUGGUGACAGGAAGCUGAACGGUGAACACAUCGUGGGCUCCCGCCACUCUGCGCUAGAGCGAAUGCGCUUCAGAGCCACACUGCAGGACAGCCUGGGACAGGAGAGGGGCAGCGUGGGAAGGGCUUCUGGGAGGAGUCUGAGCAGAGGCAGAGAGGAUCUCCACGGAAGCGUCUCGGAUUCGGAGGAUGAGGACUUCGGGCCUUCGGAGUCUAAUCUGUCUGCGCCGCCGCCGAGCCUGAGGUCCGACCUGGCCGACUGAACUGCGACGGCAGUGUGGAGGGGUCAAAGGUCACGGGCCAGCCACCCAGGCCUAGCAUCCCCACGAGGCAGGAGAGCAGAAGAUGAAUGUGUUCAGCUUGCAUUCAUGUUCAAUGGUGCAACCUUUGGAGAAGUCAGGUAGCUGUGGCGUCAUUCAACACAGAAGGGUCUGAAGGAUUUUCCCUGUUUCGAAGUGAUGGGGGGCAGCCUGUAGCCUAGUAGCUAAGGUACAUGACUGGGACCCGGGAGGUUGGUUUAAGCCCUGUCGUAGCCGCAGUAAGAUCUUGACCAUGCAUCAACUGUCAGUCGCUUUGGAUAAAAUCAUCAGCUAAAUAACAAAAUAUUAUAAUUACUAUGAUGGGAUUAGAGGUGCUGAGUGGUCUGUUCUUAUCAUCAAAUGUUUUUAUGCUUAUUUGCAAGAGAAGCUGCUGCAGGUGCACUAGAGGUGAAUGUUUGCUUGUCUACAGGGGGUGCUGGCAGUGAUUUAGAGCUUCAUGAAAAGAUGUCACAUUGGGACCAGUCUCCAUUGAAUGAAGCUAUACAUGAUCGUUUUGUAUUUUCCCGGCUAUGGGCCCCUAGAAUUAUUCCCACCUUUCUCUCCACUCAGGGCAAUGCUGCUUGUCUGAAUUUAAUUGCUGGAUGACAUUGCAACAGUGGGAAAGGUUUAUGAAUCUGAUUUGCAAUUCCAAAUUGGGACGAAAUAGCUAUGUAAGAAUGUUUUUCCCACUCUUUUGGAUAGGCAGGACAGUAAAUAUACAUGUAUUAUCUCUUAUGGAGUUGCAAAUUGCAGUCCUGAUAUUCUCUCAUGCACUAUGUUUGAAUAUUCCUCUGUCUGCCAACCUUCAGUUGGUUGUAUGUACAAUAUAUGUACAAGCUAUAUAUGUACAACCCCUUGGGUCCUAACUGUCUAUGUGUAGACUGGCGCUAUAAAUGAACAUGUGUUGUUAACAUGCUAUUUUUCUAAAUGGCAAACAGUGAAAUUACAUGAGCAUGUGAGUGGAUAUUUAGAUACAUGUACAUUAAAGGUUUGGAAUUACUUGCAGGCUCAAAUUUGUCACAAGAAACGAGUGGUUCAAGUUCCAUGUGGCUAUAGCCUUGGGCAAGGUAAUUGCCAUGAAUUGCUUUAGAAAAUAUUCAGCACUAUAAAUGAAUAAUAUGUGAAAUACAUACAUAUUAGGAGUAGUUGUGUAAGUUGCU